UCAACUCACAACAAAGCACUAUGGCAACACCGUUCAAUAGUCACCACUCACACCGCCUGACACGGCGUACAGGACGUAUAAGUAACUUCUGCUCGCUUCGCAGCAUCCUAACGGCCAAAUAUGCCACAGCGCAAAAUGUUCACUUUUAGUUCUUCGUUGGCCAACAGUGCGUUCGCAUGUAUUAUCUAACGGUACUUUCAUAAACAACAUCAACAUCAACACCAACAUCAACAUAAAACAAUUCUAACAAAGUGGGUUAGAAAAGUAAAAGUAAAACUAAAAAUAAAACAUAAAACAUAAAAGGAAAUCAACAUAGAGCGGAACUAAAGUCACAAUUGUGUCAGCAACCGCGCGCAAAAACAAAACAAACAAAAAAACACAGAGCAAUAUAACUGUAUUUUUUUUUGAAUUUCAACUGUGCGAAACCCGUCAAAUGUAAACAGUACCCUGCGGGCAUUUAGUCUACACUGGAGUCUGUGUAUGUUUGUGUUAUGUUUGUGCGUGCGUGUGUGUGUUUGUGACUUUGUAUUGCACUGUGUUGCUUGAGUGUUUUGAUUGAAGUUGUGCGAGUUGUUGUAAUUGCACUCUGUCUUAUCAAGUGAGUGGUGCUUAACGGCGCGUGUUGUUGGUUGCUCACUCGAACGUACAUACAAAUAUACAAACAUACAUACAUACAGAUACAUAUAUGCAUAUUCAUAUGCACAUAUUUCGUUUUAUUUUACGAUUGGCAAUAACGGUAAAUGCUUUUAGCGGAGUGUUAAUUUUAUGAACAACAACAACAACAUUAACAACACCUCUGUUGCAUGCUGCUGAAAUAGUGGAAUUUACGAAAUAAUAAUUGCAAAUAAGCAUAUUUCGUGCGCAAUAAACACGAAAUAUCCAAAGGAAAUGAAAACUAAAAUAAAGAUACUAAAUAAAAAAUUAAAAAAAUAAUGUGGGAAAACUAAUUAAUAAAAAUUAAAUUGCGUAAAAAAGUAACAAUUUUGACUGGCAGCUAAGUACUGGAACGCCACACACUCUAAUAAACUCAAUUAAAAAAGCAAAUGUCAAAAGCAGUUGCAACGCGUAAACGAAAAUUGACAUGUGAAUGACCCGCUGUUACAGUUAUUUGUGAAUGCGGUGUGCAGCGACGAAUGCGUGCGUACUGCGAAUGACGACGACGACGAAGUUGUGUCUGCUAUUUACACAUACAAUACAUACAGGCGGUUGGGUAAUUAAUGCAGCAAACAGUUAAAUGACAUUUCAGCAUUGUAAAUGCAUAGCAAUUGAUGCUGUCAAUUAAAUGAGCGCGCAACUACGAAAAUCUACAAUAAAACAGGGUACAGUCUGCAUUGGAGUGAGUAGAGCACGUUAAGCACGCCGUUAGCGCGAGGUCAUGCAUAGCAUUUAGAAUACAACAAAUAGUGUUGUUGCAAAUUUUGUUUUUUGACAUUUUUGAUAUUCUGCAUCAACGCCACAAUUCACUUAAACACCGCCAAGUUGGAAGGAAAAAAACUAUUCACGGCUGUUAAUAAUAUUUUAGCCGGUUCGAGCUUUGCACGCGAACUCAGGCAACUAAUGACGAGAAAAACUACAGACGUCUCGGAUGACACGGCUGCUGGCGGCGACAGCGCGGAACCACAGCAGCAGCAGCCACAGCAAAUCGAGGACGCCACUGCGUACUACGCACAACAAGCUGGCUACAGUGCCGACACAACACCGCCAACAACAACAAAAACACCGCCAACACAACAACAACAACGCCACAGUAUGGCUGCAGCGAACGCGGAUGCUGCGUGCGCGAAAGCAGCGGACACGCCAACACAUCGUCGCAAUCGACGCGUCACCGAACUGGUAUUGGAUCCAUGCAACAGCCGAUUGGCGUCGGAAACGCAAGAUUAUGAUGAUGCGGCUGUGGAUGAGGAUGAGGAGGAAGACGAUUUUGAAGAUGGUGUGGAUGGCGAAAAUGAUUAUUACGACGAAUCGCCAGUGCAGCGCAGCGCUAGGUUCUUGCAGCCGCGCAAACAACCGAGGAAAAUCGAAUUGCAAGAGCAGGCGGCGAGCAGCACGGCGAAAGGUGGCGUUAAGCGGCCAAAGCGCCGCAUACGGACGACACGUCAAUUUUCACAACGCACCACUUCGACGGAGUCUACGGAGAGCGGUGUACGGCCAUGCAUAUCGAAGGGUCAAAUGCGCGAAUUUCGCGAAGCAUUUCGCUUAUUCGACAAAGAUGGCGAUGGCUGCAUAACGAAGGAGGAGCUGGGCACCGUAAUGCGUUCAUUGGGUCAAUUCGCGCGUGUCGAGGAAUUGCAGGAAAUGCUGCAGGAAAUCGAUGUGGACGGCGAUGGCAACGUUAGCUUUGAGGAAUUUGUGGACAUACUCUCCAAUAUGACAUAUGAAGACAAAUCGGGACUCUCCUCUGCCGAUCAGGAAGAACGUGAGUUACGCGAUGCAUUUCGCGUAUUCGAUAAGCAUAAUCGUGGUUAUAUAACGGCUUCAGACUUGAGAGCGGUGCUGCAGUGCUUGGGCGAGGAUUUGGAUGAAGAAGAUAUUGAAGACAUGAUAAAAGAAGUGGAUGUCGACGGCGAUGGACGUAUUGAUUUUUAUGAGUUCGUACAUGCUUUAGGCGAACCAGAGGACUCACAAGAGAAUGAUGAUGAGAAUGAGGAGGAAAACACGACUUCACCAUUACCAACACCAAAAUCUGUUGUGUCGAUGACUUAUGACUAAGCCGCUAUGCAGCUGUAUAAGCUAUUUGACAGCUAACGACGCAACUGCUUAACGAAAAACUUUAACUAAAAGCAAACUAAUAAGGAUAAUAAGCAACAAAAAUAACAACAAAAACAACAACAUAAAAUUAAAUAAAUUUUACUUAAAUAAUUUUUGG
Messenger RNA from Zeugodacus cucurbitae (melon fly), 2866 nucleotides. RefSeq lists its product as uncharacterized. NCBI's taxonomy places the organism in Eukaryota, Metazoa, Arthropoda, Insecta, Diptera, Tephritidae. The coding region runs from base 1558 to 2709 and encodes 383 amino acids. The transcript has 6 exons. Gene Ontology annotation, molecular function: calcium ion binding; enzyme regulator activity. The record is from RefSeq and is a predicted model, not a curated record.